UGCAGUACUGUGUGGUAAAAAUAGGCGUGUUUUUUUUUCGAAAAAUGGAGGGCGAAAUUUAUGCUUUUUUGAAUGAACCCUUUAAUUAUCGGGAACUCCACAAUUUCCUGGGGACAAGGCGAAACAUCCAAGAGAGAAGAGAGGCCAACAAUCGGGGCAUAAAACUUUUAGAGCAUUUUUCCACAAUACCAAACAGAAACGUGGAAAUUGAUUGUAUCAAUCCGGGAUGCAAUCUGCAAAUGAAAGCCCACUCGGAUAGAACCAUUGCCGUCGGGUGGAGAUUCUGCUGCCCGGCAAACCACAAGAUUAGUGCAACCAACAACACAUUCUUACACAAUGUUCGUCUAAGGGAGAUUGGAGCAGACAGGAUUGUGGAAAUAAUAGCAUAUUGGUUGGAUCAACAACCAUUAGAUUACACAAUUGCGGAGACAAAAAUAGCGACAGACACAGCAGUCGCUUGGUAUAAAUACUGCAGAGAUGUGGCAAGGAAAGUGGCUUGGCACAAUUUUCGACAAAUUGGUGGACCACAAGACAUAGUGGAAGUUGACGAAACCCACCUUACCAAAAGGAAAUACAACAUAGGUCGCCAUACAGCCUGGAGGCAUUGUUGGGUCUUUGGUGGGACAAGUAGGACAAGUAAAAAAGUAUUUGCUACAACAGUAGAAGAUCGCUCAGCAAAUACAUUACUACCUAUUAUGCAGCAAUUUAUAGACCACGAAACAUUUAUUUGUUCGGAUGAAUGGAGAGCUUAUGGAUUGUGUAACCAAUUAUUUUCGGGGCACGGAACUGUGAACCACUCUGUGAAUUUUUUAAACCCUGCCAGGGAUGACGAUCCCUUGUGGAUGCCUGCUGGCAGAUUUCAUGAAAACUGCUUAGACGAAGCCUUUAACGGCCCUGUGCCUAAUGUAAAUAUGGUGCCAAUACGUUAUCAUACUCAAAAUAUAGAAAGGCAAUGGCGAGCCUUAAAAACAAUCUUUAAAAGAGGAUCAGGCAUAACAUAUGCCGACGAUUACAUCGGAGAGUGGAUGUAUCGGACCAACGAUCUAUCAGAAGUCAACAGUCGAGCGGCCCGGUUCGAGAUGUUCUGCCGAGAUAUUGCCAGAGCGUAUCCCGGACCGGGACGGCGCGGCGCCCGAUGUCCGCAAAUCUUAUUGAAUGCGAUUGCCACGAGUGCGAGCCGUUAUAAGAGUGCGAGUAAGAUACCGAUUUUUUUAUCUAGCUUUUAAAGACGUCUUUCAAAAACUUUUUUCACAAACUCAUAGGUAGAAUAGUCGCAAUUAAAGAAAAGGCCAGGAGCGUCAUUAAUAGGGAUGGGCGAUAAUGGCUUAUAACUAUCGAUAAGUAUUGCAAUUCCCUAUCAAUAUAUUUUAGUUAUCGAUAUGUCGAUAAUUAUCGAUAUAUCGAUAAUUUUGAAGUCACCUAUUGUUAUUAGCAAUAAAUAUCGAUGUUAUCGAUAUAUCGAAAAAAAUCCCAUCCGUAGGCAUCAAUAUUUUUUAUAUUUUGUCGAUGUUCGCCUCCUCGACGUUAAAUAGUGUCGUGCGAAAUAAUUCCAAAUAAUAUUUUAUAGCGUUAGAAUAAAAAUACCCUAAGUACAUAUUAGAGACAUAAUUCCAUACCUAGAAAUACCGUAUGGUCGAAAAAAACGGCGUCCAAUUGGCUUGGAAAUGAACAUCGUUGACAUUCCCCAUAUAAU
Messenger RNA from Sitophilus oryzae (rice weevil), 1693 nucleotides. RefSeq lists its product as uncharacterized. The transcript has 2 exons. NCBI's taxonomy places the organism in Eukaryota, Metazoa, Arthropoda, Insecta, Coleoptera, Curculionidae. Bases 45 to 1226 code for a protein of 393 amino acids. The record is from RefSeq and is a predicted model, not a curated record.